Molecule: messenger RNA, 4389 nt
Organism: Symbiodinium necroappetens
Lineage: Eukaryota; Dinophyceae; Suessiales; Symbiodiniaceae
Source: the annotation of a GenBank genome assembly
AUGCGGGCGACCCAUCCUGGUCCUGCUGCCAACUUCUUCGUUAGCACCAGCAAUCCCUCUGGUCUUCGCUCCAAAGAGCCGUUUUACUCCGAUUGGGGGUUUGGAGUUCACUGCUUUUCGGAGACCCAGCUCUCGGCUGUUAGACUCCCAAGCAGCCGCCGGCAGUUUCAGGCAUGUGCCAAAGCUGUCAACCGACAGGCCCGUGUGACUUCUGGUGCCCCUGCGGCGCUUCGGGUGAAUAGUGAUUGGGCUGGCACCUGGACGGGGGUGCUUCAGGUUGGGGAUCUACCCUGUAGCACCUUCAACGUGGCUUGGCCUCCUGGACUUUUCGAGACCGGGCGGGUCAUGAUCAGCCGGCACUUUCAUGAAUCUUUGUCUGUCAUGAUUGCAACAGUUUACGGCUAUCCUCAGGGCCCCACUUGGCCAGAUGCACUCUCUCGUACUGACACCCUCUUGGGUACGUUGACGCGCGAGGUUGUUCUCGGCUCCAAGGGUUUUCGGGUUAUCUGUGGCGACUUCAAUCAUGAUACCGGCAGCCUGCACCAGUGCCAAAUCUGGAAGUCACACGGCUGGAUCGAGGCGCAAGACCUCGCUUUUCAAUGUUGGGGCAUAAUCCCUCAGCCAACAUGCAAGAAUGCCACGCAGCGCGACUUCAUCUGGCUCUCCCCUGAGGCGGCAUCUUACUGUGUUCAGGUUCAGCUUUUUGAGGUCUUUCAGGAGCAUUCUACACUAAUCGCCGGGUUUGCUCUCCCGUGCCACGCCGUUGUUGAGCAAUCCUGGCCGCUCCCUGCUGAGCUACCCUGGGCUGAUAUUGAUGUUGGUGCCUGGCACCAGCUUGUGGGAUUUCAGCCAGUGCUCGCGUCAAGCCCCAGCGUUCCGCCUGUCCCUCUCGCCCUUUGCGGCCCAGUCGUCCUGGUGAGGAUCUUCUACGUCACGAUGGCCUCGGCGCCGAAGUGCGAGCUUCGCGAUCCUGCCCCUGAACAGGUCGAUACGCUCCAGGUUACCCGGGACUACGCCAUUUUGGCCACUGAUGUUCCCAGUGCACAACUUCAUGUUGAGCGCCCGCUGGAUUUGCGUGGCCAUUCUACCUGGGCCGUUGACGGUGUCUCCGUCUCGAUCCAUUCUGCUGAAGCUGAUACGUGCACUCUUGCAUGUGCCGUCGCUGAGUCAGGACAGGAACUUGAGCAAGUACAGGUUCUCUCUUCCGUCCCUGACUUACACGAUGAAUUCAUCUCUUUGUGGGCACCUCGCUGGCAACAACACGCCAACGCUUCCCCCUCUGACUGGCAGCGCUUCCUUGACUUCGCGGCUGCCUACCUCCCGCGCCACAGCUUUGAGCUGCCGGACAUUGAUGUUUCAACAUGGACCAAGGCCCUCAGGCGUUUUCGCCCCCGUGCUGCCCGUGGCCCUGACGGCUGGGCACGCGACGACUUGCUGAGCCUUCCCCCCGCCCGCACGGCUGAGUUGCUCAGUUUUCUGCGUUCUUUGGAGCUCGAUGGCCGGCCAUGGCCCAAGCAGCUGGUGAUCGGCUUUGUGUGCCUCCUUAAUAAGGGGAACGGGCGCCUUGAUGCAAAUGGCUUUCGCCCUAUCUGCCUCUUUUCUAUCAUUUACCGCACUUGGGCCGGCAUACGGGCCCGCCAGGUUCUCGCCGCCUUGCGCUCCAUCGUUCCUGAUGGCCUUUUCGGCUUUGUGCCUGGCCGAGAGGCCACCGAGCUUUGGUACUCGGUUCAGCUCGAAGUCGAGCUCAGCAUCCUGGGUGGCACCCGCCUCUUGGGUCUGUCCACUGACGUCGUCAAGGCCUUCAAUUGCUUGCCGCGUGCUCCGCUGCUUUCGUUGGCAGCGCAACUCGGCUGUCCACGUCGGCUCCUUGGCCCCUGGAGCUCUUUCCUGGAGGUCACUGAACGGCGGUUUAUGAUUCGCCAACAGGUCAGCAAGGCUGUGCUCUCGACCUCUGGCUUCCCCGAAGGCUGCCCACUCAGCCCGGUUGCCAUGGUUUUCGCUGACUGGGCUUACCAUGUUUACAUCCAGGCUUUUGCUCCGGCUGUACGGGCCUUCAGCUUUGUUGACAACUUUGCGUGCACGGCAUUUUCGGCGGCUGCUCUGUUGCAUGCCUACAACUUGGUUCGAUGCUUCAUGGACUUGCUGCGGCUGCAGCUGGAUGCUGCCCAAACCUUCGCUUGGGCCACUGUGGCAGCUGAUCGUGGCGUUCUGGCCACUGCGGGGUUUAAGGUUCUCCAGACAGCCCGUGAGUUGGGUGGAGUGAUGUCCUUCGGUCCUAGUGUGCGCAACUCCGCUUUGCGUGAGCGGUGCAAGCUGUUGAAUCCGCUCUGGAAGAAGCUGCAACGCUCCCGAGCGCCGUGCUCCUUGAAACUUUCUGUCCUGCCCAAGAAGCUUUGGGCGAAGGCGCUCCAUGGUAUCUCUGGCACGCCUCUGGCUGAGUCUGUUGUGCACAGUUUGCGUACUUCCGCUACCUCCAGUUUGCGCAUCCGCCCUGGCGGCAGCAGUUCAUUGCUGCGACUCAGCACCGCCCCUCUUAUGACUGCUGAUCCGGGCUUUUAUCAGCUGCUCUGUUGUGUCCUUGACGCUCGGCGCAUGGCCCACAAAGUGCCCAACUUUCUUUCCCUUUGGCGCCACUUUUCGAGCCUCCGUGAUGGUCGCCAACUGCAUGGACCACUGUCCAAACUGACCUCCGUCCUGGCACAAGUUGGCUGGGCGGUACAGCUGCCGCCGUGGGUCAUGGACCAUCAUGGUAUUGUCCACAACCUCCUUGACCUACCAGGGCCUUUGCUACGCCGACUGCUUGAGCAGGCAUGGCUUGGGUUUGUCGCUUGUCAGCAUUCCCACCGCAAGACCAUGUCCAACCUUUGUGGUAUCGACCUUGCACUGCUGCGUGCCACUCAAUUGGCCCUCGGGGCCUUGGACGCAGCUCGCCUUGCAGCCAUUCAGUCCGGUGCUUUUUGGUGUGGACAACAGCAAGCCCGUUUUGACAUGGGCCAAACAGGACUCUGCCCUCUUUGCCAGGUAGAGGAUUCUGUCGAGCACCGUCUGCGACAUUGCCCUCGAUACGCAGCCGCUCGGGUCGAGCACGCGUGGGUUUUGGACAUGUGGGAUGAGCUGCCAGUCUCUGUCACCCACCACCUUUUGCCUCCGGCUAACCCGCAUUUGCCGGCGCUGCACCGACUUCUGCAAGAUGGUCUCGACACUACGGGUCAGUUUUUCUGUAAGGGUUCUGGAAGUGGUUGGCAAUGUCUUUUCACAGAUGGAUCAUGCCACACCUCUCGCAGUGCUGAUCUUGCUUUAGCAGGCUGGGGGGUCAUUCUGGCCAACACGGGCCAGGCUGUCGCUUGCGGCACGGUCCCCGGGCUUUUGCAGACGGCCCCUCGUGCCGAGAUCUUGGCUCUCACCGCAGCUGCGCGCUGGGCCUUGGCCACCGGCUUACCUUGCCUUGUCUGGACCGAUGCAGCCAACGUUUGCGCCGGUGUGGCUAUGAUCCUGGACUCCGGGUGUGUCCCUGGUACGGCUGAUAACGACUUAUGGUCGCGACUUGCCGGGUUCCUCAAGCAGCUGAAUCCAAGACGCUUCCUGGUGCGGCACACGCCCUCUCAUCUGGAUACCGGGCUCACUGAAAGCCCGACCGAGGAUUGGUUGGCGAUUCACAACAAUCACGCCGAUGUGCUGGCAGGCAUCGCUAACUCCAACCGCCCGCAGACUUUCCUUGAGGUGCAUGGUCGGGCCGUUCGCUAUCAUGAUACUACCUUGCGCGCCUUGGUUGCUCUGAGGGCUAUUUUCUUCGGGAUUGCAGAUCUUCAACAGAAUGGGGACAUUGGGUCAGCGACUCCAGAGGGUGAGGAUGAGGAACCAUGGAUCCUUCCUAGUGGAGCAGUUCCUCGCCGGAUCGACCUCGAAGACACAUUGCCUGUGAACUGGCGCCAGACAGCUGCUGCCUCUGCUUCCGAUUUACCCUGCAGCUUUAUUCUUCAGCUGUGUGAGUUCGUUUGGCAGCUUGAUGCUGAAGCUGAGCAUGCUUACAAACUGUCGUGGCUUGAGCUGGUUUUCGUUCUGCACUGUAGCAAUCGAUAUUUGUAUCCGGCCUGCAAUCAUAUGGGCCAAUGGGUGGAAGCUUCAACUUUGGUUUUUCCGCCGCCAGCGCACACAGUCGCUGCCCGGCUUACUUUAGUCCGGCGGGCGUUACGCCCAGCUCUGCGUAGCCUUGGAUUCGACUGCUUGUUCAUCCAGGGUGUUGAUCUUUCGGAUUUGGGUGUUCGGUUUUCUCUUGAUGGCAUUGUCAUCGGGGUUGACACGUCUUUGCUUUUACGGGCGCGCACGAGCCUCGGUCGCUUUGUACAGGGCAGAGCGGGGACCAGAUCCACGCUAGCGCGGCCGCUUUAG